Pocillopora damicornis (cauliflower coral) is the source of this 1722-nucleotide messenger RNA. RefSeq names its product kelch-like protein 26. Lineage: Eukaryota; Metazoa; Cnidaria; Anthozoa; Scleractinia; Pocilloporidae. The record is from RefSeq and is a predicted model, not a curated record. Gene Ontology annotation, molecular function: protein binding.
AUGUUUUCCCGUUCGGACGGUUCGUAUAAUCGCAGGUCAGUGCAGAGUAUAGCUUACUACUUUGAUGUCAAAGCGAAGCUAUGGGCACCUUUGCCAUUUGUAGCACAAUCAGAUGAAGAAACUAGCUCGUACUUUUGUGCUGAACGCAGUGGAAACUAUUUAUUUGUAGCUAGACAGAAGCAUAACAAGGUUAAUUCCAUAGAGCGAUAUGAUGUGGUAAAUAACUCAUGGGUUGAAUUACCAGAGGAAGGAAACAAUCACAAAGUUGACUGCUUGUGUUCCGUUGGUGACUAUCUUUACGCCAUUAGUGAGUCAAAUCCUCCUCAAAGGUACAGUUUGACAAAUAACAGUUGGCAAGGUGGAGUAAGAUUAGAAGUAAAAGAAGGGUUGGAGACGUUCAGUACUGUAUUAGCAACAGUGAUGAACUCUAAAAUAUAUGUAAUUCAUGGCUAUCAAAGAAAUAAAAUUGGAAUAAGUGACACCCGUUGGGUCAAUGAACCAGCUGUGGUUCAUUGUUUUGACCCAAAAUAUAAUUUGUGGAAAAAACUCGCGUCAACCUGCCAUCCUCAUUUUGAAUCCAGUCUUUUGGUUGUCAGUAACAGACUAUGUGUGGCGGGGGGUUGGGAAAAUGAACGGGUUUUUCAUAAACCUGCACCUGUGGAAGUGUACAAUGAAACUACUAACACCUGGUCUGUAGUGCCUCAGAAACAUAUUCCCCCAAACAACUUGGGUGCAGUUGAAAUAGAGGGGAGGGUGUAUUUCAUCAUCAACAAAUUUCCAGUUAACAGUGGGAUAAGAAUUCCACCUGAGGAAAUGUAUCAAGUUGACUUAAGUGGUUGGGGAGAUCUAGCUAAAGUCGAAAGAGGAACAGUUUUGUGUUAUUUGCCUGUCAACAUGGCAAACUUGAGCAGAGAAAAAAAUUCAGAUCAAGGAUGGCAGUGCUACUGAAUAUGAACUUCUCUUAGGUAUAUGAGAAACUUAUAGGUAACUUAACAUCAAGAAAAUUAGUAUUUCUGCGAAAUACAGUAUUUGUUUGUAAUCCCAUUUCUAAAACACAGUUAGUGGGAAAAUAAGAAUGAACUAAGAAAAUAACCGAUUCCUUUGUCUUUCCUUAUCUCUUUACCGUUUUAGCCACUGUUUUUGGCUUUUGCCUUUUGCACUUUGUCUAAAAACAAGGAAAUUUACAUAUCGUCUAGUAAGCCGGCUAAAUUAAAUUUUCUCUAUCAAGUUAAACGUUUUAUUUUAGUGAGUAGCAUGUUGAGACAGAUGCUACCUAUUUUCAUACAGUUUUCUGCCAAAAGGGCCUCUCUGGACCCUUAAAUUGUAAUUUUUAAGAUCAUUUUUUGGCAUUGUUUUUGUAGCAUUUUCCUUGUCAAUAAUUUUUAAUUCACUUUAAGGUGAAGUGCACACGGGCAAGAUGUCUAGAACUAUUGUUGUGUUCGCAGUUGUAUAGCAAUUGUCUAAGUGAAUCAGUCAAAAUAUUUUCAGCUAGGUUACAUAGAUAUUUAGCUAUGGGCUAUUUUUCAUUGGCACCAAAAUCAGUUCCGAGUAGCCUUAAAAUGUUUAGGCACAGCUUUAUAGGACUUAGCUUAGUGCUAUGUUUUUAAAAGGUAAAUUAAUUUUUGCCGUGUGUCUGUUUAACAAAUAGGUUCCAAGUUGCCGUGCGUCUGUUCAGUAAUAGAUCACAGAUGACGUCAAAAUGUGGUAAGAACAAAAAAGUGG